This is a messenger RNA of Dreissena polymorpha, 378 nucleotides long. RefSeq lists its product as uncharacterized. The transcript has 2 exons. The coding region runs from base 1 to 378 and encodes 125 amino acids. The record is from RefSeq and is a predicted model, not a curated record. NCBI's taxonomy places the organism in Eukaryota, Metazoa, Mollusca, Bivalvia, Myida, Dreissenidae.
AUGGUGUUUGUGAUGACGAUGAUGGUGGUAGUGAUUGUGAUGGAGAUGGUGAUGCUGGUGUUGAAGGUGAUGGCGGUGGUGAUGGUGGGUGAUGGAGGUUGUGAUGGUGGUGAUGCUGAUUGGAAUGGUGGUGGUGAUGCUGGUGGUGUGGGCGAUGACGACGAUGAUGGUAAUGGAAAUGAUAGUUGUUAUGGUGGUGUUGAUGGUAUUUGUGAUGGUGGUGGUUGUGAUACGCUUGUGAUGGUCAUUGAAGUGGUGGUAUUGGGGAUGGUGGUGAUGGUAAUGGGGGUGAUGGUGGUGACAAUUGUGAUGGUGUUGGUACUGGUGGUGCUUGUGAUUUUAGCGGUGGUGGCGAUGAUGAUGGUGGUCGGUCAAUAA